UAAUCAUAGACAUUCUCUGGCCUGACAUUUGCUUCCAUUAUCGCUUCAUCAUAGUAUAAUUUUUACAACUGGGCAAGUUUACGAUUUACUAACGCCAGACACCAGUGUUAUUAUUUUAAUCAGGCCAUAGUAGUAGUUCGAAUUCUUAAAAGGAUUUGAUAUACGCACGACUAAAAUGGCAACAACGCUCAACGAAUACAAACUAAGUUGCGAAUUGCUUGGUCAUUCUAUGGAUGUACGCUCUGUUGCGGCCGGUGAGGACACAACGGAAGGGCAAGUUAUAAUUUCGGGCUCUCGCGAUAAAACUGUGAAAUUAUGGAAACGCAUGGGUGAAGCAUAUGCGGAAUCUGUGACUUUUCAAGACCACAAAAAUUUUGUUGCUUGUGUUUGCUACAUUGAAGCGGAAAAGUGGAUUUGCACUGGUAGUAAUGAUGCCACAGUCGCUAUCUACAAGGAGGCCGGUUUUGUACCAAUCUUAACGCUCAAAGGCCACGAAUCCACCGUAUGUUCAAUAGCAGGAGGCGCUGAGUCGCAAACACUUAUCACAGGUAGUUGGGAUAGUACGGCCCGAAUUUGGACUAUCGAUCAAAAUGGAGGUGUAACUUCAGUGGUCUUGCGUGGCCACGAAGCGGCAGUCUGGUCAGUCGCUUGCUUGGCAGAAGUAAAAAAAUAUAUCACUGGAGCCGCGGACAAGUGCAUAUACUACUGGAAUGCCAAGGGUGAAAAGUUACGCAUGUUAAAAGGGCACACGGAUUGUGUACGUGGUAUUUUGACUUUAAAUAAUAAUUCGCUGGUUUCCUGCGCUAAUGAUGCGCUUAUAAAGUAUUGGAAUGAAGACGGCGAAUGCGUGCAAGAAUUGAGUGGUCAUACAAAUUAUAUUUACUCAUUAGCAGCUAAUCGCGCAUUGGGUAAAAAUGUAAUAGUAUCCUGUGGCGAAGACAGCACUCUGCGCAUGUGGGACUUGCAAAAUGGCCAAGAGUUGGGCGAUGCUAUUUUACAUCCCGCACAAUCUGUUUGGUCAGUAGCUUGUCUUAACAAUGGCGACAUUGUAACUGGUUCUAGUGAUGGAGUAGUUCGUGUAUUUACGAAAGAUCCCGCACGUUAUGCCAGCGAGUUGACUAUGAAAGCAUUUUUGCAUGCCGUUGAAACAAGGAAAGCUCAAAUGAGCGACGAAAUCGGUGGCGUUAAAAAGACUGAUUUACCAGGUCCUGAAGCUUUACUUACGAACGGUACGCGAGAAGGACAAACCAAAAUGGUGCGCCACCCCGAUGGUUCAGUGAAAUGUUAUACCUGGGGGUUAGGUGAAUGGACUUUGGUUGGUGAUGUUACUGGUGCAACAGGAGGCACGCAAGCCACUUCCGGAAAAGCUUUGUAUGAAGGCAAAGAAUACGACUAUGUGUUUUCGGUCGACAUCUCUGAUACAGAACCGCCGAUAAAAUUGCCUUACAACCGUGGUGAGGACCCUUGGCAAGCAGCGCAAGCAUUUAUACAUCGUAACAAUUUGCCACAGGCUUACUUAGAUCAAGUAGCUAACUUCAUAGUAAAAAAUUCGAGUGGUGCUUCUAAUAUGUCGACUCAACCCACCACCAGUGGGUAUCAGGAUCCAUUCACGGGGGGAUCAAGAUACGUCCCUGGUGGUGGUAACCAAAAUUAUAACUCGACAGGUAAUGUUGACCCAUUUACCGGUGGUUCAAGCUACUCUACUACAAAUUCGCAUUCAAAACCGGAAGUCAAUUUCAUUAAAGGCAGUGAAAGGCACUUUCCCGUCCGUAAAUAUUUAACUUUCGACAACUGCGAUUCCGCCAAAGUGCUGGACAAAUUGAAAGAAUUUAAUAAUAAGCUAACUAAUGAGAGCGAAAAGGUUUCGGAAAUAUUGUUAAACGCGGUCAUAGCCCUAACUGCUCCUACGCCUGAAGUAGACACUAACUCAAUUGAAGCGUUGCAGCAUUUGUUACGUUGGCCCAAUGACAUUCUUUUUCCCGUACUGGAUGUGUCGCGUUUGGCAAUACGUCAUGAGCCGAUCUUUUCCAUUUUAAACUCAUAUAAUUUCCUAGAUACCAUACUGCCGAACUUUAAAUCCUCUGCCGCAAAUACUUUAAUGAUAGUGCGUUGCUUAGCAAAUAUAAUGUGCCACGAAACAGGCAGAAGGCAAGUCCAACCACGAUUGGAGACCAUAACUGGACACAUAAAUGAGAUAAAGAGUGGAAGCGCGAAUUUGCAAAUCGCCAUUGCAACCUUUUAUUUAAAUGUUACAAUAUCGCAAACGCUUAGCGUUGCAAGCAGCGAAUGUUGUCGUGUGGUAACUGAAGGCAUUGUGGAAUUGCUGAAAUGGGCUACUGACUUGGAGGCAUGUUAUCGCGCGUUUCAAGCCAUUGGCAAUUUAACAACUACACCAUUUGGUCAAGAAACUGUGGCCAUUGUUGUUUCAGUGGACUAUGUAAUAGAUAAAAUACGCGAAUUAACUAAUACACCACAGGCGGGAGUAUACGCAAAACUGAAUUCUGUAGGCAGCGCAUUGCUGGCCACCUUUUGAGUGAGUUGUACGCACACAAUUUCAAACGAAUGAUAUAUAAAAACUCGUUGGGUCUAGUUUUCAUUGUCAAGCAAAAACUUUAGUACUUCGAUUUGCUAGAAAGAAAAAAUAAAAAAGUGGACAAAGUCACAAAAACCCA
This is a messenger RNA of Rhagoletis pomonella (apple maggot), 2672 nucleotides long. It is a transcript of the gene Plap, whose product is annotated as phospholipase A-2-activating protein. Gene Ontology annotation, cellular component: cytoplasm; nucleus. NCBI's taxonomy places the organism in Eukaryota, Metazoa, Arthropoda, Insecta, Diptera, Tephritidae. Gene Ontology annotation, molecular function: ubiquitin binding. The coding region runs from base 176 to 2533 and encodes 785 amino acids. Gene Ontology annotation, biological process: proteasome-mediated ubiquitin-dependent protein catabolic process; ubiquitin recycling. The transcript is spliced from 8 exons. The record is from RefSeq and is a predicted model, not a curated record.